AAUAUCAUCAUCAUCGGCAUAAUCUUGUUCUAAUAUUACAGCUUGUUUGUAUUUCUUCUUUUGCAGGAGCAAAUUAAAGCAUUAAUAUUAUUGAAAUAUGGAAGAUACCAACGCAACGGUCAUCAGUACUGGCGAUAAUGGCCAGCAGCCGCAGGGCGUGACACCAAUAUGGCCUAAAAGGUCAAUUGAAACGAUGCCGCCCUUCUCUCCGACGUUUCCACCAAAUCUUUCUUUAGGCAGUAAUGGAUCAUUUCAAGUGUGGAAAAAACCUGCAAUCCUCACCAACCAUGGCUGCCACAAUAUUGGUUCUAGCAGCGAGACGAAGAGCUUUUUCCGGCCACCUGCUGCCAGCUCCUCUCUUGCACCUAAAGGAGACGAUGAUCGUAACAAAAAAACCCAGAACGCAUCUCUUUCAUCCGAUGACGCUAUUGCUGUAAACAUUGUUGCUAGCGCAAGUGACCCUUCCAAAGCUGAGACUCUGAAUGGCACUGUGCGAAUCAGAUGGGGUAAAAACCUAAAUCCAAAUAUGGAACCCAAAAAGAUGAAACGGAUUAUAUCAAACCGUGUUUCUGCACAGAAAUCUCGAAUGAAGAAGCUUCAAUACGUUACUGAUAUGGAAAGGAAGGUGAAAGCUUUAGAGGCUCAAAUUGCAGUCUUAUCUCCUCAAGUUGCACUUUAUAAAAACCAGCAAUGUUUGCUGCAAAUGGAGCAAAGAAGCUUGAACCAACAAAUGCUCCAUUUCAAUACCAAUAAGAUUCUUAGAGAUGCCGAAAUUGAAGAGAACAAAACAGAAGUGAAUAGGCUGAGGCAACUCCAUUUGAGCCAAAAACAGCAGCAAAUCCAGGCCACGCAGACAAGCUUCCUUAAUUGGGAAACAGUUGGGAUAGAGCAGAUGGUGUAUCCAAACUUAAAUCAACGUCGGAUGAGAGAAAUGGUUUAUGCGAACUCAACCCAAGCCCAGAAUAACGGAGAAAACACAACACAAGUGAAUAGGCUAAGCCAAAUGAAUUUAACACAGCAGGAAGAUCAACAACCACAGCAAAUUGGACAGACAUGGAUACCAAGUAAUUGGGAAUUUCCUUUGGGCGAGAUCAUGAUAAGCCCAAGCUUAAAUCAAACUGGGAUGCAACAGAAAGUGAACAUUAACUCAACCCUUGGUGGAAUAGAGGCGAUGCUAGGCUACAAUACUUUGAACCCAGAUCAUGUAGCUCACAAUUGAUAUAUUAUAAUUUGUAUGCAUAUAUGAACCUUGGAAAUGGCCGGUGCAUGUACCAGUCGUCUCUUAAUUGGAUUUUCCUGUUUCUUUUCAGUUUAAUUGUCUGUUUGUUGUAACCUUAUGAUUGUAUGUUGUUCUAUGGAUUUUGUAUGCCUGUUAGACUGUGUUUAUUUUCAAAG
Molecule: messenger RNA, 1395 nt
Organism: Juglans microcarpa x Juglans regia
Lineage: Eukaryota; Viridiplantae; Streptophyta; Magnoliopsida; Fagales; Juglandaceae
Product: bZIP transcription factor 30-like
Exons: 5
Coding region: 98-1219 (373 amino acids)
Biological process (GO): positive regulation of DNA-templated transcription
Cellular component (GO): nucleus
Molecular function (GO): DNA-binding transcription factor activity; DNA binding
Source: RefSeq, a predicted model, not a curated record